AUGUUAGGACUUUUAGCUGUGUCUCUGUUGGGCGUGGCCGCAUUCGACCUAUCAGAGUCUAGCGUUAAGCAACCAAUCAGCGAGCCGGAAGUGGUUGUACAACUCAAGUACGACGGGGGUGAAUUGGACCGGAUAUACUUGACGCAGUUUCGUAAGGAUCAGAGAAUCCCGGCAGUUCCCGCGAGACCGACCGUGUGUGCGGAUCUGUGCCAUUCAGGACUCGGCGGCGAGGCAUGCGGAUCUACCUGCAGCGAGCUGAUGCCGGUGGGACUAAAGUAUGCUUUAAAGAGUGGAAACGUUAGCAGUGAACAGUUUGGGGAGCCCAGAGUCGCCGUUUGCCCUGUCCUAUGUGAGAAUCAGCUCGGGGAGCCACUUUGCGCGUGCUCGGACCUAAUGAAGCACCUAACCAACUGGACCAUGGUCUGCCAUGCAUUCUGUGAAACCGACGCCUACACCCUUAAUGGAUGUCCGGCAUGUGAAAACACUUCAGCACUGCCACAGCCACUUCAAGUAAACACCGCUCUACAUGUGCGCUUGGACACUAGUGAAGGUUGGCAGGCCUGGUGCAACGUGCAAUGCCGUCAGGGACAGGGUGGAGCUGCUUGUAACUGCGACAGGACCCCGUUUUAAUCCAGUACGACGCAAAAUGACAGCGGAAGUUAUCAAUCAAUCAUUUGCCGAAAAGAUCUGACUUCUUCUGCACUUUAACAUAAUGAUAGGAUAAAUUAAAGAAACAAAUUACUAAAACAAUCUUUAACGAUGAACUAUUUUAUGUUUUUAACGAAAAUCAAUCUUAAUAUUUUAUUUAUAAUUUUAUUGCAACAUGUUGAUUUGAUAACUUCAGAUAAAAUGAAAUAUUUUUAACGGUAGUGUCAGCGAGGCCACGCUAUAACGAACAAUUUCGUUAUAAUUAAUUGUAAUUUUGCUAAUUAUAUAAAUUAUAAAUUUUAAUACAUGAUCAGAUUUCGUUGACAUGGCAAGUUAGUCGUAAGCUAAUGAUUUUUCACUCCUUUGAGAAUCAGAAAUUUAAUAUAAUAAUGUAUGUUUAGCACUUUAUAUCUAAUUUGACAUAUCAAUAAGAAUAUAUAUUCAAAAUAGUUUUAAGCUGUACAUAAGGGAUACUGUGCAAAAGACAAUACACAAUUAGCAUUAGAAUUAAAUACAAAAAGAAUUUGUAUUUUAGUUUUAGUUAAUUAUGUUUAUUAAAUUUUCUUUGUCACUUUUCUUUUCUUUUUUGUUGAAACCUACCAGUCAAUUAUUAAAUGAGGACACAAUGUGACGUCGGGUUGACUAUAGACAAGAGACCAUCUCGGGUGCAGUUCUUUCAUCUCUAUCUAAUGGUAGUUAAAGAAAAUAUAUACAUACUUUUUAUUUUAAUAUAUUGAAAAUUGUUUUAAAAAUU
Molecule: messenger RNA, 1402 nt
Organism: Pieris brassicae (large cabbage white)
Lineage: Eukaryota; Metazoa; Arthropoda; Insecta; Lepidoptera; Pieridae
Exons: 4
Coding region: 1-630 (209 amino acids)
Source: RefSeq, a predicted model, not a curated record